CUAAUAUAUUAUAAAUCUGAGGCGAGCGUUCCGCUUCUCUUUGGCUACCGAAUCUUAGUUCCUUUUUUACCGUUUGGUCGAUCCACAUUAAAAAUUGCAGGUUUGAUACAGCCAACCUAUUAAUCAUUUUGACGUUAAAAUAUAACAUCUGUUAAAAAAAGCAAACUGCGAACUUUUGGUAUCAAUCACACCCCACGGCAGUAUCUGAACGCACCAUGAAAAUAGUACUUUUCUGGGCAAUUACACUGGUUCUUACAGCACAGCUGUUGCUGUCGGCAUCGGAAGAUGUUAACUGUGCGGCUCUGCAGGAGUCAUGUCGCAACCUAUCCAUGUUGAUGCAGUCGGUUGCGGAUUUACCUUUAGCUCCGUGGCCAGUCAUCACACAGUAUAUCAAUGAGCACCGAGGACAAUAUCAAACCUAUUGCCGCUACUCAAAGGAAGCUGGACAAUGUUUUCGCAACUUAACCAUGAAAUGCCGCACCUGGAGCGAACAACAAGGCGGGGCACCGUUUGCAGCCGUUGUGAUGCAAGGAGAGAGCUUAGUGGCCAUGGGGCGGCUGUGCGACCUCUUUCCUGAGCCCCUUCGCUUGUUGGCUGCACAACAGCAUUGCGAAGUUCAGGAUGCCGGUCAUUUGUUCCGCUUCACAUUGCCCGAUGUGGAUCCGGAGCUGCAUAACCAGACCCGUGAGUCUCUCCUGACUGCGACAUGCAGCGCAGUCAGAGAAACGGCUAUUAAGAUUAAAGGCGAACACAGCGAGGAGCUGUUACAAAAGUGUGGAUCGGAAGCGGCUGAUGUGGUGACGGAGGGAAUGGAUAAAAUGUUUACCGCGUGGGAAUGUCCACUUUGGAUUAGCGUUGCACCGGCACAGGAAUAGUUUACCUGGCAAAAGUGUGUUUGUUUGUGAUAUUAUUGUUUUGUCGUGUUCUGUAGCUUAGAUGUUGUUGUCACUGUAUCCCAUAAUGUAAUUCGCACUUUUUUGCGGACAAUUAAUAGUAACGAUCAUUGACAUACUUUUGAGUUUUGAAGCUUUAAUAUGUAGCUAAAUUUUCCGAGAUAUUCCACCUACAAGUAUAUUCGGUAACGGGUGAGUCGGUGACGUUAAAGGUGUUGGGAUUUCGAAAACUGAAAAUUUUACACCAGCUGCGAAAACUUUUCUGCAUGGCAGCAUUUUUGUGAAGAAAUCAUGAUUUUUACGGUUGUUAGCAGUUGUUAAUUUCAAACUGCUCAUGUGAAGCCAGUUCGCAGUCGAAGUGAUCCGAUGCUAUGCAUUUUGCAGCCGUAAUACACAACGGUUGCGUUUGCUCAGCAGUCAACUGUACUAGCGGAACACUGAAAUUAAAAGUUA
Paramacrobiotus metropolitanus is the source of this 1346-nucleotide messenger RNA. RefSeq lists its product as uncharacterized. The coding region runs from base 216 to 875 and encodes 219 amino acids. The record is from RefSeq and is a predicted model, not a curated record. The transcript has 3 exons. Lineage: Eukaryota; Metazoa; Tardigrada; Eutardigrada; Parachela; Macrobiotidae.